AGUCUAUCAUCCGUCAAUCUAUUGUCAUAUAUUUCCUUUGCUUAAGCUUUGGUUAUAUUGGUUCAAUGGUUAAUAAAUCCUAUCGACCAGUUAUAUUUCUACAUAUAUAGCUUGUAAUUUUAUUAAAAUAUUGAAUCAGAUUAUAUAAUGCGAAGAAUUUGUGAGAAUUAUGAGUAGGAGAAUAUACUACUUAAGUGUAACCAUUGUAGUACUUCGAUCACUGGACUUUUAGAGUUACGUCUCUAUGUUUGACAAGUGACAUGACAAAUGAUAGUUAUAUAAGACAUUAAAAAGUUGUCAGUGUUCUGUAUUCUGCGUUUACAUACAGCAUUUUGGAGCGGAGAAAUUCUUUGUUCAUUUUUUUAUAAAUUCAAGUUUUUAUGUAUUUCUUCCUAAAAAUAUAAUGGCUGUUCGAUUUCUAUAAACUUACUUCUCACGUUCAUUUCACGCGAAGAGAUAUUUCCUAAAAUCACAAUGACAUCUGGCAACAACAUUGAAUCGGAAUACUUACAGCUGAAUGCUAAAAAUGAAUGGCAAAUUCUUUAUCAGAGAAUCCGCAAUCAGAGUUAUAAAGACAAUAUAUACACAGAAGCUGUCAAACCACAAAAUAAGAUUUUAAAUAGGUACAGAGAUGUGAAUCCUUAUGAUCAUAGCAGGAUAGUAUUGAACCGUAAUUCAAUAGAUUAUAUUAAUGCUAAUCUUGUUAAAGUUGAAAGAGCGAAUAGACAGUAUAUUCUCACCCAAGGACCGUUAUCUAAUACUUACAGUCAUUUUUGGUUGAUGAUAUGGGAACAACAGACCAAAGCGGUAGUCAUGUUAAAUAAAUUGGUAGAAAAAAAGCAAGACAAAUGUUAUCAAUAUUGGCCGUCCAAAAUUGGUUCAGAACAUAUAAUGAAACUUGAAGACGUCGGAUUAACUGUAGAAUAUUUAGAACAGCAAGACCAUUCUUAUUAUUUAACACGACUGCUUAGACUGACCGAUACCGAAAGUGGCAAAUCUCGUGAUAUCAUACAAUUUCAUUAUACAACUUGGCCAGAUUUCGGAGUUCCUUGUUCACCUACAGCGUUUUUAGAAUUCCUUAAAAAAGUUAGAGAUGCAGGAGGAUUGGAAGCAGACGUCGGACCUGCAGUGGUGCAUUGCUCUGCAGGGAUUGGUAGAUCUGGGACGUUUUGUUUAGUUGAUUCUUGUUUAGUUUUGAUCGAAAAAUAUGGUAUAAAUUCCGUGGACGUUAAAGAAAUUCUAUUAGAAAUGAGGAAAUAUCGAAUGGGUUUAAUUCAGACCGCCGAACAGUUGAGGUUUUCAUAUCAAGCUAUCAUAGAAGGAACUAAACAAAUAUUUAAUCAAAAUUCAGAUGAUAAUAAGGACAACCAUGUAGUAAUAAGUAACAACAUAUCGCCAAAUGUUUCGGAAGAAAAUUCCGAAUCUGAAGACGAACCUCCACCAUUACCUCCCCCCCGAAUGGAAAGUCUCAAUAAAACAAAUGGAAAUGGUAUUGAUAGGCCUCUUCCACUUAUACCAAAAAGUAUAUCUGAAGAUAACGGUUGGAAUUUCGAAAACAAAGAAUACCAAGACGAAGAGCUUCAGUCUUACAUACCAAGUGGUCCUUUACCAGUUGUCCCUGGAGAUGAACUUAGCGAAGAAGAUGAAUUAGAAGAAGAGGAUGAUGAUGACGAAGAAGUUAGAUCUGAAAGUCCUGUUUCGGAUCACUCGGAUUUAAUUAACUCCAAACAAAGCUCCGAGUUAAGACAACGAAAUCGAUUGGAGAGAAAAGAAAAAUUGGAGGCGCAAGUUAGAGAUAUGAAACGUCGUCAACAAGCCAACGAACAGUGGACGCAAUUGAAGAGGUCUUUAUAUUUACCUUUAGUUAUAGGAGGCACCCUUAUUUUGGGCGGUGGUCUCAUUGCUUACUUUUAUUUCAAAGAUUGAACGGACUAAUCGCACUUUUUUUGUAUUUAUUAUUUACCAGCUGAUAUAGAUUGUUAAGUUUAGAAAAUGGGGGUUGUCGCAUUUGUUUUUAUUUUCUAAAAUACUUUUUUUGUGUUGUUUUGCCCUCUUUCUAGGCAAAUAUUCUUUAGUGGUCGUUGUCGAAGCUGAAUAAGGUAUUGUGUCCAGUAAUAGUUCCCAUUUUAUGAAUUAAUCAUUAAUACAAAACAUAAUUGUCAAAUUUUAAAUUUUAUAGAUUUUUUUUUGAUAAUUAAACAUUUAUUUUCGAUUUAGGUAAACUGGAACUAUUUGAUUGGUAAUUUACAGUGCUUCCAGUACCUUUUUAUAGGUUUAUAAACUUAGUAUCCGCCAAUUUGUCAACACAACAACCCUCCCUUUAUGUCUAAUUAGAUUUACAUUUUGUUUCUUAUUCACAUCUUAUAGUUUAAAUUCGAUGCCAAAGUGUUAAUUCCGUAGCUCCUGUUAUUCUUUAAAAUCUAAUUUUGGAAGCUCCGGAAAUACUUUUCUAAUUAUUUGUAAUUACUUGCUAAUGGAUUUUAUUAUAAUUAUCUACAGCAACAAAGUAGGAUUUGGCAAUUAUAUGUUUCACUAAAAUAUCCCAAAUAGGAAUUAAAUCAGCCUGAUGAGUAUUUUGAAUUACUUUUGCUAUCAUCUAGGAUAUGUUGCUAAUAUAUUUUGUUAUAAUUACUUAAAGAAACAAGAAAUCAGACAUUUUUUUUAAAAUAAUACACCGGCAUCAAAAUUUUGUUUGAAUACUUCAAAGUCCGUUUAGCAACAGUUGCUAAUGAAUUUUGGUAUAACUGCAUAUAUAAUGAGCAAAAAAAGAAGGAAAUGACCACAUUGUUUCUUUUAAUAACUUUCGUAAUGUAAUCUGAGGUGUGUUGCUAAUAAACUUUGCUCUAAUUGCAUACAGAAUCAACAACAAAAUGAUAAUAAGAAAGCAGACAUGUUUUUGGGAACCAUAGAACAGUAUUAAAAUAUUUGUUGCCUCACAAUUGGUUUUAAAUACCAUAAAGUCCGUUUAGCAACAUUGCUAAUAGAUUUUGCAAUAAUUGUGUACAGAACAGCAACGAAAUACAUGUUUUUUCAGAUCAAUACAGUAGAUAGAUAUUUGUUAACUUCACCAUAGUUCUAUUUAAAUUGAGUCAUUAAUACAUUUUGCUAAAAUAAUUAAGGUAAUUAAGAACUAGCAAAUUUCGAUUACAGUGUUGAAGAAAAUGUCUGUCGUUACGUUUAGUUUUAUUGUUGAUUGUGCAGACAAUUAUUAUAGCAAAAUGCAUCAGUAACAAAUUCCAAAUUAUCUCGAUGGUACCUAAAUCUGACAAAAUUCAUUUUUUGCAUAUUUUUUUUUAAAGUAGGCAGAUUUCUUUUUUCUAAUUUGUUGAUGUCUCUGUAGACAAUCGUUAUAGUAAAAUUUAUUAGUAGGAAAUUCCAAAUGAUCUCAAAGGAAUUUUUAAAACAUUCGAUUAAGAGGAAUUGACUGUAGCAAUAAAAUUAAUUGUUCGAUAAACUAAUUAGCUGCUAAUUCUCCAAUGAAACUAGUUUGAUUUUGGUGACUUGUCACUAGUAGCUUUUUAGACCUUUCUGCAUGACUCGUUUUUGUUAUUUCGAUAUAAAAUUAUUCCUUCUUAUCGUCUUAAAACUCGUCCUUGAAUGAAUUCAAUUUUGUUAAAUGGAUAAAAUAUAAAUUAAAACAAACUCUCGUUACCCUUAAAGAGGGCAAAAAAUAUAUUUUUAUAUAAAAAAAUUAGACUGAACGAGUGCUAUAACUCCUCUUUAUGUCUUGCUGAUAUUGCGCAAGAUAUAUUUUGUAUAUUCUAUAAUGUAUCAGGUGAUCACAAAAUGUUUUUGGUAGCACUGGCAACUUUAUCUAUAAUUGUUUUUGUUGAAGAAAAGAAACAUAUCAGUAAUUUCAUGUGAUUUUUUCUUGAAAUAAUCUUCCGUAUCGUUUCAAUUUGUAAUUGCCAAAAAAUAUCGGUUUUGGAUAACGAAAAUCAAAAGUAAUUUGGUGUAUCUUCCAUUUAAUUUUGUUCAUAUUGUAUGUGAAUGUUGAAGAUGAACCAGUGGCAAAAUUAAACUCAAUUGGAGUCAAAUUCAAAUUAUGAUUCAAAAAGUGAAUUUGCAUUUUUGAAUUAGUGUUUAUUUUAGCACAAAUUUAAACGAUUUGCAAAGAAAAAUGUUUCGAGUUUUUGAAAAACUACUUCGAACAUCUUUUUUUUGAAAAUAUUCCAAAAAUAUAUGUUUUGUAUAAAAUUUUGUAUUUGGGGUAUUGACAACUAACGAUUUAACUUUAUAGUUCAGUUAUAAAAUUUUUAAAUCUCUUAUUAGACUUAUUAGGUACGAUUAAAACAAAAAUAUUUAUCGGAAUAGUUUCCAAAAAAGCUUUUUGAAGUAUUUUUCAAUAUUUAUACCUCUUUUCUCAUCUACCACCACUUCUUUUAAAUCCUUUGAGUGUGUAAAAAUGUAUCUAUAUCCCAAAAUGCAUUUUUAAUUUUUGAGUCGUGAUUUAAUUGGACUAUUUCGAUUUUUGAUUUCAAAUUUGUGUUUUUUCAAUUACUAACUCAGUAUUUGAAGUAUAAUCGAUCCUGGCGGUAUUUGAAGGAUCAUUUAUUGAUCAAUUUAUAUCAUUCGCACUAAUAUUGAGUUCGCUGUUCCGGAAAAAUAGUGAUGUAAAUGUCAAAACAUCAAUUUUAUAGAAGAGAAAAAAACAAUUUGCAAUUGUAUAAAACAACAAUGUAAUGAGACCUUGUAGAAUACUUAUUUAAAUUUCAUUUUCCAUUGAUUAGGACGUAAUCACCCUAAUUACAACCCGUAAGUGCAUACCGUCAACUCUUUCAGAGAUUUCAUGGAAAUUUCUUCUCCGAUCAUAAGAGAUGAAAAAAAAAAGAGUGGGAGUCACUUUAGGGUUUUGUCAGAAAUUGCAUUUGUCAAUUUUGAUCCACGUGUCAUUGCAUGAAGUCACUUCAUUGAACGAAGGUAAAAUAAGUUGAUAUUCAGACUAUGAUUGGAACUGGAACUACAGUUACGUCCAUAAUUUGUCUAAUAUUAUCUAAAAACUUAUUACCAUUUAAUAUUUUUGAAGUGCAUCAUUGUUCUUCCGGAACAUCGAUAUAUAAUUUUUGAGAUAUAACCUUUAUUUGGUGUGUUUCAUAAAAACGCUUGCUAAAAAAACAGUUAGUCAUAUCAGGUUUGUUCUUAAGUUCAUAGGACAUUGAAUUCCAAAAAUAGAUCAUUAUCAACCGUUUUCGUUGGUACCAUUUUAUAUCCACAGUGCUUUUCAAACCGUCUUACAUCAUUUAAGAUCUGCAAUUACUAUUUUUUACAAAAAUGAUUAUCUUACGCAAUAUAAGAGAUCUAAAAAAUAUUUGUCUGUACAUUUAUUGAUCUAUUCUAAAGGAAACGAUAUCCGAAAAAAAUGCAAUAUGAUAAACACUUUUUAUACGACACUUUACAAUAUUUCUAUAGGGCAAAUUUAUCUAAUAGGAAAAAAAAUAAAUGAAAUUACUUGUAGUAGGAAAGAAGACAGGUCAAAAGACUGAAAAACAAUUACUCCCAAUUGAAUGCAGUAUUUGUCGGAAUUUGAAUGAAUAUUUAAUUGAACAGGAAUGUGGACAUUAUUCAUUUGAUAAUUUAGAACAAUAUCUUUUUAAGAUUUUUUUUCUUUUACUCUUAUUAACCAUACAAAAUCUCAUUUUACUAUAUAUUUCUUAUCAACGACUUCAUCUUUCUGAAAAUCUAUUGUGAUUUGAGUA
Messenger RNA from Diorhabda sublineata, 5696 nucleotides. RefSeq names its product tyrosine-protein phosphatase non-receptor type 61F (gene Ptp61F). The record is from RefSeq and is a predicted model, not a curated record. The coding region runs from base 475 to 1926 and encodes 483 amino acids. Gene Ontology annotation, biological process: protein dephosphorylation. Lineage: Eukaryota; Metazoa; Arthropoda; Insecta; Coleoptera; Chrysomelidae. Gene Ontology annotation, molecular function: protein tyrosine phosphatase activity. The transcript has 8 exons.